CAGAUAAAUAAGACUGCAUUAAUUAGAACAUACUUAAAUAUUGGUUGUGCACUUGUAAAGUAGGUUGUGCAACAACGUAGACAAGCUCGUUCGCGGCCAUAUGCACAAAUGUUCUUUUAAAUAAUUACGAUUGUGUACUUGUGUUAUGCAUCUAAUAAUAAGAAGUGUAAAAGUGGGAGAAAGCAACCAACAAAUGGUAGGGUCCAAAAAAAAAAGAAAAUAAAUAAAUAAAUAAGAAGGAUGUUGCAAUAGCAAGAAAAGGCGGGAAAUGAUGAUUUUACCAGCAACGACCAACCAACUUCAACAUCAUAACAGAAGGGGUGUAACUUAAACUACACGAGACUAAAACAUUCCAACUUUCUUGUCUUUGAUCAUCUCUCACUUGUCACUUCCUUAUCUUCUCAAUCUUCAUCAUUCUCUGUGUAAUAGUAUGAUCGCACUCGCUUCCGACUUAAAUGAAUCUUUCAGCUAGUUAUUUUGCAUUAAAAAUGACCAAUAUGAGAUCUCAAAGUUUUCUAAUAAUGUCAUACUUAUUGUUGAUUUUAUGUCUAAUUAUGUUUGAGCAAAAGAGUGUUUGUUUAGUAAAUGCUGCUACUGAAGCCGGUGUUAAACAAGCAAAUGUGGGUAUUCAAGAUGCAAGAUCACAGUUUUGCAGCAUUGAUUUAGCAAACUUUCUUCCUCCUCCAUAUGGGAACCUUUCCUAUAGCAAUUGUCACCCUGUUUGGGAAACUUACGUUUUGAGGUAUUACCAGAGCAAGGAUCACACUGUAACUAUAGUUUUAUCAGCGCUAUACACGACAGGAUGGGUAGGAAUUGGAUUCUCGAAAGAUGGGUUGAUGGUGGGUGGCAGUGCCAUGGUAGGGUGGAUCAGCAAAAGUGGGCACGCGAAGAUCAAGCAGUAUUAUCUAAAAGGUCGGAAGCCUCAUGAGGUUCUUCCCGGGCAAGGGGAUCUCAAUCUGACAAGCAUUCCUCCUGUCGUGGUACUUGAUGGAGCUAACCUUUACAUGGGUUUCCAGCUUCAGUUUAAUGGUCCUCUUGAGCAGCAGCCCACUCUGCUAGCUUACGGAAGCAGGAUUCCCCUCAAUCACAAACUCACAGUGCACGAUGAUAAGACCACCAUACACAUUGAUUACUCAACUGGUGUUGCUGCUGCUACAAGUGAGGCCGGGGGUUUCGACAAGAUGAAAAGAAGCCAUGGAAUUUUGGGGAUUAUUGGCUGGGGACUUAUUCUUCCUUGUGGGGCUAUGAUUGCCAGGUUUCUGAAGCAGAAAGAACCUCUGUGGUUUUAUCUGCACACUAUAAUUCAGAUUGUAGGGUUUCUCAUCGUGUUGGCGGGUGUAGUGGUCGGUCAAACUCUUAAUAAUCAAAUCCAUGCAGAUGUUGCUGCACAUAGAGGCAUUGGAUAUUUUGCUCUCACACUUACCAUUAUCCAGGUUCUGGCAUUUUUCAUCAGGCCAGAUAAGGAGUCAAAGAUACGUAGGCUUUGGGCCGCAUACCAUCGAUGGUUCGGUGUAAUUACUCUCUUCUUUGGGGCUCUAAAUAUUGUUCUCGGGUUCCAAGUUGGGGGUGCUGGUUCUGAAUGGAAGAUAGGAUAUGGAUUUCUACUUGGUAUCAUUUUAGUUACUGCAAUUGUUUUGCAGGUUCUAUCCAAGUUCAAAAGCUCAGAGAAGCCAGCUCAACCUAUUUCUGCCUAUCAAAUGAGUUAAUUUCACAAAAAGAUUUUUUAUUUUAGUUUUCAAGGGGCGUUUGCUACACAUCUGAGCAUUUGCAUCAGUCUUUUAGCUAAACUACGCUCACAAUUUUGGUUUUUCUUAAAAAAAAAAAAAAAAA
Messenger RNA from Chenopodium quinoa (quinoa), 1830 nucleotides. Its product is annotated as cytochrome b561 and DOMON domain-containing protein At3g61750-like. NCBI's taxonomy places the organism in Eukaryota, Viridiplantae, Streptophyta, Magnoliopsida, Caryophyllales, Amaranthaceae. The record is from RefSeq and is a predicted model, not a curated record. The transcript has 4 exons. Bases 456 to 1706 code for a protein of 416 amino acids.